AUGCCCAGGGGAGUGAGAGUCGUCACCGAAAACACAUAUGUUGACGAUCUUGUUGCUAGCUUCGAUAGCCCAACCGAAGCCAAGGAGGUGGUUGACGAAGCAGUAGCAAUAAACGCAGCCGCCGGGUUAAAUCUACGGAACUUCAUUCCCAACUGCAAGGAACUGCAAUUACGACUCAACAACGAUAACCCAGUGCAGUCCGAUGUCAUCAGCAUGGAACGUCAGCCAAGAACAGACAAAAUCUUGGCCACAUCCAGUCCGAGUCAAUGGCGAUGGGUGCCCUCAGCGCUCAACGUGGCGGAUGAGGCUACCAAGCUCAAGUCGUCGCCAAUGUGUCGCACAGAUUCUCUCUGGACGACAGGUCCCACAUUUUUGCGAUCCAAAGAAGAGAACUGGCCUGAAGAACCAGAGCAACUGCACUCAAACAUCGUUGAAGAAGAAUGUAUAAAGAGGACAUUAGUCGCACAUAAUCGUCGAAAUGCCAUCGAUAUCAACAAGUUCUCAUCUUAUACACGGCUACUACGAGUGGUAGCAUGGAUCUUACGUUUUAUACGCAAACUAAAGUCUGAAUCACGCCAAGGAGGUGAGUUAGUGCCGAGUGAGAUGGUAGCCGCGGAAAAUUACAUAUGUCGUCAAGCACAAGUCGAAGUCUAUGGCAAUGAGAUCAACACACUACGUGCGAACAAGUGUCUUCCGAGGUCGAGCCCACUAUUUCAACUGACGCCAAAACUAGAUCCGGAUGGGAGCUUGCGCAUAAAUGGCAGAAUCGAUGCCGCAUACUGUCUGCCGGAGUAUACACGCCGUCCAAUUAUUAUACCGCAGAGACAUCGCCUUGCGUCUCUCGUCUUGGAUCACUUUCAUCGGAAGAAUCAUCACCAAAACAACAGGUUAACGAUCAAUGAAAUGCGUCAGCGCUUUUGGGUGCCACAUGCACACGCCGUACUGAAAGCUGUAAUAAAAGGAUGUCCAGUGUGUGUACGUCAGUCGGCCAAGCCGACCACGUCUUUGAUGGGUCAGCUACCACGCGAUCGUCUAACGCCAUACGUCCGCCCAUUUUCCUAUACCGGAAUUGAUUAUUGCGGCCCGUUCUUCGUCAGCAUUGGUCGACGUCGUGAGAAGCGUUGGAUCGCCGUCUUCACCUGCCUAACCACAAGAGCGAUUCAUCUCGAAGUGUCAGUCGAUCUUUCAACCGACGCAUUCUUGCUUUGUUUGCGAAAUUUCGUGAACCGCCGGGGAGUACCAGUUCGCAUAAGAAGCGAUAACGGGACCCACUUUGUUGGAGCACAACAUGACUUGGCAAAAGACGAGAGAAUUUUUGAUUUUGAAGCUAUUCAACGUGAGACGUCAAGGGACCGGAUCGAAUGGAAAGUCAGUUGUCCAGCCAAUCCAGCCGAAGGAAACGAAGGUUUCGAUAAAUCCUAA
This is a messenger RNA of Rhagoletis pomonella (apple maggot), 1422 nucleotides long. RefSeq lists its product as uncharacterized. Bases 1 to 1422 code for a protein of 473 amino acids. Lineage: Eukaryota; Metazoa; Arthropoda; Insecta; Diptera; Tephritidae. Gene Ontology annotation, molecular function: nucleic acid binding. The record is from RefSeq and is a predicted model, not a curated record. The transcript has 3 exons.